Molecule: messenger RNA, 1296 nt
Organism: Cryptosporidium ubiquitum
Lineage: Eukaryota; Apicomplexa; Conoidasida; Eucoccidiorida; Cryptosporidiidae
Product: UDP N-acetylglucosamine transporter-like nucleotide sugar transporter
Exons: 1
Coding region: 1-1296 (431 amino acids)
Biological process (GO): pyrimidine nucleotide-sugar transmembrane transport
Cellular component (GO): Golgi membrane
Molecular function (GO): pyrimidine nucleotide-sugar transmembrane transporter activity
Source: RefSeq, a predicted model, not a curated record
AUGGUUUCGAAAAAUAGUCUAACAAAAGGGAAGGGUCUUGAAUCUACAUCAAAGGAUGAAGGCAUAUUAUUCCAUGAAAAAAGAAGUUUAUUUAAAAUAAGAGAUAAUGGUUCUGCAGUUCCUAGAUUGGAGUUAUUUUAUGGAAAUUUGAAUAUACCCCUAAGGUAUAUCUCGCUAUUGCUCCUGGCCCUGAAAGCAGUCUGUGUAGUAUUAUGUACAAGACUUAGUUUUAGAUUUCCUGCAAAAGAUGGGCAUAAUUAUAUUCCUUCUGUAGCAGUUGUUUGUUCCGAGUUCAUCAAGUUAACGGUUUCAUUAAUCAUGAUUUUUUUUACAACGGGGAAAAAAGAUAUUAAAGCGUUUCCAAAAGCAUUGUAUUUGGAAUUCACAUCAGAUAAAUUUGGUAACUUAGUAGUUUUGAUACCUGGAGUUCUAUUCCUUUUUCAAAAUAACCUGCUUUACAUUUCUUUAAAAAGGCUUCCUGCAGCUCUUUAUCAGGUAAUGUAUCAACUGAAAAUUCUUACAACUACGUAUUUUAGCGUUUUAAUUUUGAAGCGUAAGCUUAGUUUAACUCGCUGGUUUGCAUGUUUUCUACUCAUUUUUGGAGUCGUAAUGAUCCCAAAGAAGUCAAAACAUUCUUCUGUGGAGCCUAAUUCGGGAUUAUCCGAAUUCAUUAUUGGUCUUUUUGCUGCAUUUACUUCUUCUUUCACAUCUGGGCUUGGUGCUGUUGUCUUAGAAAAGGUACUUAAAGAUACCGAUGAGCGUAUUCGCGUAGGAAAUGGUGGAUUUCAGACUACUGUUUGGGGAAGAAAUGUAAUUCUUGCAUUGGUCGGUAUAAUUGGAGGAGUUCCACUAGCUUAUUUUAGCUCUAAAGAGCUAAUAAGAGAACACGGGAUAUUUCAGGGAUUCUCUCCGUUUGUAUUGUUGGUUAUAUGCCUAAACGCAGGGACAGGUUUUGUGGUGGUUGCUGUCUUAAAAUAUGCAGAUGGAAUCUUAAAGUGCUUUUGUAAUGCACUUUCAAUUGUACUAAUUACACUUAUAUCAUGGCUAUUUUUGGGAGACACAAAGAUGACUCCUAGAUUUGCGUUUGCAGCAACUGUUGUUGUUUGCGCAGUGACAAUUUAUUCUCUUGAUAAAGCAAUUCCCCAAAAGUUCUUCAAUGUUUCAGAAUUGUUCCGUUCCAAAGAUUUAUCCGGGAAUCCAAACACUUUAGGCUCAAUUGAGAAAGGUGAAAAAUCUGAAAACGUAGCAAAAGAUUUGGAAGAUUCGCCUCUGAUUAAUGCCAAUUCAAAAAUAUAA